AUGAAUAAAUUUGGCCAAAAUGGUUUUUUUAACUCAAUCAACCGAAGAAGGUUCAGACCUAGUGCUUCAGACCUCAUGGAUGACAGUCAUAAGGGAGGACUUGGAGUGUUACAGUUGCUGAAGGAAGAAACUAAGGAUGAACCAGAGGAGCAGGAAAGCUCUAUUAUAAGUACAGGAACCUUCUCAAAUCAGAAAUCUAACUUCAGGUCUAUAUUAAAACCAAUUGAUCUUGACGAAGACAAAAAGUCGCUUCUUAGUAAAGUGAGGCUCGAAGAUCUCAAAGAUGACUCAGAUUAUGGAUGAAUCAUAGCUUUGACUGAAAAUAGAGCAAGAGAGAUAGGCUUUGCUUGCAUAAGUCUUAGAGAUUUCUCAAUCGAAUUGACUCAGAUCUCAGAUUCCCAGACAUACAUUCAUACUUUGACCGUACUGCAUAAUUACAACCCGACUGAAAUAAUCAUACCUCACACAUUACAAGAGUCAGGAUUAUGCCUCAAGAUCAAGGAUGAGAUUGAGAGCUAUGAAAAUGUCCUUAAAUUUAUCCAAAGAAAGUUAUUUAACGAAGAGAAUGGAAUCAGAAUCUUUGAGGACUCUACAGCUGAUCGUCCCUUCAUAGAUUUUGAUAAAUAAGUACAUCGCAAUGGCCUCCUUGUCAGGUCUGUUUAACUACUGAGAGUCUCAGUCAAUUGUACUUGACUCAAAAUGCUUGAAUGUGAAACUUAUCAGUGAGAACGAGAGAAUGAACUUGGAUUUUAUGACUUAUCAAAAUCUUGAACUAACUUAUAACCUCAAGUAUCUCAAUAACAAGUAUACCUUAGCAUCUCUUUUUCAUUGUGAGACAGAGGCUGGAAGUAAGAUCACUAUCAACAACAUCCUAAAUCCCCUAAAAUCAGUGAAGAGUAUCCAAAAGAGACAAGAGGUUGUGAGUGAGCUCUAAAGACAAAGGCAAUCUAUCGUUCUGAGGUUAAAUCAAUCCUCUCACAGUUCAAAUAAAUUUGACAUUUACAUUGGAAGAAUUUUCAGCUGCAAGCACUCGUUCCACAGAAAUAAACCAAACGACUCAGAUACAGCUGUGCUUAUGAGUGAGUAUGAUAUCAGAACAAUGCUGAGCAAUAUUAUCAAAUUCUACUCAUUUUUGAGCCAAAUCCAGAAAUUCACUGAAAUCAUCAAGAAAGGCGAAUCAGAAAUGCUACAAGAAAUGGGGGUCUCGAUUGAUGAUAGGAAGAUAGAUACCAUUAUUCUUGUUAUACAGAAGUACCUUGUUGUAAAGACCAAUUCUUUGAGCAAGUUCAACCAGAAAGGGAAGAAAUUUGACAAGAGCAAUGAGCCCCAGAUCUUACCUAAGAACAACAUUCAACAGAUUGGGUGUAUUAAGAAAGGUGUCAAUGAUUUUAUCGAUCUUUGAAAAGAGUCUUACAGUGAUACUAUGAAUAAGAUCCAGAGGCUAACGAUCAGGUUACAGAGAACUCUUCUCAAGAACAUCAAGCUAGGCUAUAACAAGACUCUUGGAUACCAUUUUACAUGUAAGAAGGAGGAUUAUGAAGAUAAAAUCAGUCAGAAGAAGGCCAAAGAGCAUAGCAUUGUUGUACUUGGCAGGCUCAAGCACGCCAUAAGGUUCAGAACAAAAGAGCUUUUGAAGUAUAAUCUUAAGCUGAAGGAAUAUGAGAAUGAAAUCUUGUAUCUCACACAAGAAAUUGUAAUAGAAAUAUUGGUAGUGAUCAAGCAGAAUAUAUCCAGUCUUUUUAACGUGGCUAAUACAGUAGCAACCGUUGAUAUGUUACUAGCAUUUGCACUGUUUUCUAUCGAGCAAGGGAUGACUACUCAGCCGGUCAUACUUGAUGAGCACCAGGAAGAUCAACCUCUUUUGUACAUUGAGAAAGGGAGAAAUGCAUUCUUUCAUGAAGAGAAUAUCUCAGUUGCAAAUGAUGUGAGCCUUACAAAAUACGAGUCUACUAUGAUAUUAACAGGAAUCAACGGAAGUGGCAAAACCUUUUACCUCAAGAUGAUGGCAGUCAACACUAUUCUUGCCCAGAUUGGAUGAAAUGUUCCAGCAGUUUCAAUGAUCUUAAGGCCAUUUGAUAAUUUAUAUCUAAGAAUGAGUGCUAGAGAUUCAAUGCUCAAAUCUGAAUCAUCAUCAGAUUCAGAACGGAAACAGAUGAAAUACAUAGUAGAUUACGCUGUGUCAAACUCCUUAAUUCUGCUGGAUGAGGUUGGAAAUCUUCAAAACUAUGAUAUAACUUUGACGACCACUGAUUUGUUCAAAUUGCUUUCAAGACCUUCUACUUUGAUAUGUAUCAGUACUCAUUUUCCUAAUAUUCCAUCACUGUCACUAUACUACCCAACCAUCGUGAAUAAGCACCUUGAAUCAUUGUUCAAUGAAGAAACUGGCAAGAUUAAAUGUACACACAGAGUUAAAGAUGGAGUCAAUCAGAGUUGAUUCAACUAUGGCAUUGCUAUGUGCCUGUUCAGAAAGAUCCUGUUCUCUGUUGAUAUCAUUGAGAUCGCCUUUCUUACCCUCAAGAAGUUGGAUGAUGUAUUUCAUAUGUCAAUUAACAAAAACAAGCCUGAAGAAAUGUCUAAGACAUUCUGUGAGUCAACUGAGAAGGCAAAUCAUCUGCUAAAGUCUCUUUACGGACUAAAACUGGAGUCCAUCUCAAGAUUGACAAAGGCCAAGAGACUGAACGAUGAAGAAGGAUACAGAAAAAUUGAGGCUGAAGAAGUGGCCCAGUUUGACCAGAAAGUCAAGGAGCUAUGCGAGCAGAAUAACUUUGUCCAAUAAAAUUAAGUCCUAGCGUAAAAUUAGUGCAACGCAGGGUUG
This is a messenger RNA of Moneuplotes crassus, 2815 nucleotides long. Lineage: Eukaryota; Ciliophora; Spirotrichea; Euplotida; Euplotidae. The record is from the annotation of a GenBank genome assembly.